AUGAACAAUCGUGGCCACCCUCAAACCAACAAUAAUCACAACAACAACCUCCAACGUUCUCGACAAUGUGAUACUCCUCAACAACCAGAUGGAACUCGUUCAACUUUUAGCAGCUCCAGCAAUAGGCAAUACAUUUCUUCCAGAAGGGAUAAUUUUGUUGUUGAUAAUUCUUCUUAUCGUUCAGAUAAUAAACAACGAAAUUACCAACACCAAUAUCAUGAGGAAGAAGAACGCUUCAGUGUUGGUUCCUCUGCGUCCCCUUAUCAGGAUAGAAAACCAAUUAAGGCACGAAAUGCUGGCAACAUAAGGCCUUUCCAUUCUUCUCAUGUUCAUUAUCAAGAAAGAGAAGAACGGCCUUCAUAUGGUAGACAAGAAUAUUAUCAUGCUUCUGCUUCUUCUUCUUCUUAUAUCAGACAAGCAGGAUUCAGAAAAAGGGAUGAGGAUAGAUAUUCUCCUCCACAUUCCUAUACAUCUUCCUAUCAACAACCGCAAGGAAGAGUUCGAUUCUACCAUCAAUUCAACAGAGCUCCCAAUCAAUUCGUUCUCUCCUACCGAAAGAAACAAUAUGAAAAUUACGAAUGGCCAGAUAAGAAAUCAAAUCCACAUUGUGAACAAAUAUUGCACUACAAUGAUCCACACAUUGAAGAGAAACCAUUCGAUAGAACCAAUCGUAUACUCCAACCACACGAUCCUCAAGAAACUUACCGUAGAAGAAAGUCAGAGUUGAAGAGUGUCAUUCACUGGGGUCAACGUAAAUUACUCAUGUCAGAAAUUGAAUUCUUAACUGAAUUUGGUUAUCCUGGUGCAAUUGUUGUUUAUGCAGGUGCUGCUCCUGGCCACCACACAAACUUUUUGAGUGAUUUAUUUCCUGAUUUGAGUUUCGUACUUGUAGAUCCAAGUCCAUUUGUUUGUAAACCAACAGAUAAGAUUACAAUUGUGAAUGAUUUCUUUACUGAUGAGUUGGCUGCAAAGUAUGCUGAUAAAAAUGUGUUGUUUAUUAGUGAUAUUAGAACAGCUCAACCAGAGAAGGGAAAUGAAAAUCAAACAGUAGAGCACCGUGAGGAGAUUGAAAAGUGUGUCAAGUGGGAUAAUCAAGCACAAAUGAAUUGGCAUUUGACAAUUAAACCAAAAAUGUCCAUGCUCAAGUUUCGUCUACCUUAUGAUACACAAUCUGAGAAGAGCUAUGAAUAUUUGAAGGGAGAUAUUUACUUGCCAGUAUGGGGACCUCAAACAACAACCGAAACAAGAUUAGUAUGUUCAAAAGAUUGUGGAACUAUUCCAUACGAUACUGCAAAAUACGAAAGUCAAAUGUUUUAUUUCAAUACCAGAACAAGAGUUCACUAUUAUCCACACAACGUGCAAGUUGAAGGAAUGGAUCAUUGUUAUGAUUGCAGAUCUGAAGUUUUCAUUCUUGAACAAUAUUUGAAAAAGUACAAAAAAAUUGAAAACGAAAGUGAAUUGUUGAAACAAAUUGCUGAACUUUCUAAUUUGGUUUCAAGAAAUUGUACCACUGCCUUAGGAGCUAAGGUCCACAAUCUAGCAACCUAUGAAAAGAACUUUAGAAAGGAUGAAGUAAAGAAAAAUCUUGCCUCCAUUUACGAAACUGACCGAAUCAAAGUUGAUAGAGGAGAAAACAAACGAUCCGUUGAAGAAAUGGAAGAUCUUAGACAAAAGGCACUCAAGUCCAUGUACAAAAAGACAAAACUCUAA
Naegleria gruberi is the source of this 1710-nucleotide messenger RNA. RefSeq lists its product as uncharacterized. The transcript has a single exon. Gene Ontology annotation, molecular function: methyltransferase cap1 activity. The record is from RefSeq and is a predicted model, not a curated record. Bases 1 to 1710 code for a protein of 569 amino acids. Lineage: Eukaryota; Heterolobosea; Eutetramitea; Acrasida; Naegleriidae. Gene Ontology annotation, biological process: 7-methylguanosine mRNA capping.